Molecule: messenger RNA, 1087 nt
Organism: Dalotia coriaria
Lineage: Eukaryota; Metazoa; Arthropoda; Insecta; Coleoptera; Staphylinidae
Gene: CSN7
Product: COP9 signalosome subunit 7
Exons: 5
Coding region: 1-768 (255 amino acids)
Biological process (GO): COP9 signalosome assembly
Cellular component (GO): COP9 signalosome
Source: RefSeq, a predicted model, not a curated record
AUGGAUACUUAUGCAGCUUACCUUAUUUAUUUAGCUGGUGUGUUAUUGUGCUGGAUUGUCUUUGCGGGCGAACACUAUCACUGGCGACGGCUGCACGGAGACUGGUUUCUGCAAAGUCGCAAUCUGGGUGUUGGCCCUGAUAGUAAAGCUCUCAAAACAUUGAAUUUGUUUGCAUAUGGCACAUAUAAAGACUACACUUCAAAGCCUAGUGACUAUUUGGAACUAACUCCUGCACAGAAGAAGAAGUUGCAGCAUUUGACUAUUGUCACACUUGCCACACAGUCAAAAUGUUUAUCAUACUCAGAGUUACAAAAAGAACUGGAUAUCAAGAAUGUCAGAGACCUGGAAGAUCUAAUAAUUGAAGCUGUGUAUGCAGACAUUAUCCAAGGAAAACUAGAUCAGAAAAACAGCAACUUAGAAAUUGACUGUGCUAUAGGUCGAGACAUUCGCCCUGAAGAUGUAAACAUUAUCGUCAACUGUCUACAAGAAUGGUCAUCUGCUUGUGAUGGAGUUUUGAGCUGUGUAGAGACACAAAUUCAUCGCGCUAACAAUGAAAAGAACAAAAAUGUCCAAAGAAAAACUGAUAUUGAACAAGAGAUUGUGAACAUAAAAAAGACACUUAAGACGCAGCUACAGGAGAGGAACGAAGUGAACGACGAGGUUAUGGCGACGGAUAGCCGUGAAGCGACCGCCAGUGGCGAGAAGGGCAAAAAGUCGUACAAAGGCAAAGGUAUACGCUCGAGUAGCAAGUUUUGGCUCAAAUCCUAAACACCUGCAUCUAGCGAAUUGCGAAUGCAUAACUGCGUAAUGAAUAAUAUUAAAUUAAUAACUAAUCUUACUUUAUAACGGCAGAUUGCGAUAAUGGUGACUGUAGUUUUCUCUGUUGAAACAAACCACUAAUCAAGAUGGCGUCAAAAUUUGUGUGUGAAACUAGAUGUCAUAAUAGUAUGUCAAAUGGUCUGUCAAAAUGACUGUAGUACCUACUACCACUAACAAUUGUUUAACUUUUGCUCUUUGAGUUGAUUUGAUUUUUGUUUUUGAUUGUCUUUGCCCACAGAGACAACAAUAAAAAAAUAUUUAACACUGA